AUGGGCGAUUCUGGCAUCAGGAGGGCCAUCGUCGAGAAACUCAAGAGCCUCUAUCCCGGUGUUUACAAUGAAGACAAUAUUGGUCUCGUGGGCACUCAUCAACAUGCCGGUGUCGGUGGUUUCCUCGAGAAUCUCCUGCCACAACUCACAUCCUUGGGUUUCGUUCGCGAGACGUUUGAUGCAAUCGUCGCGGGUACCGUCAAGGCCGCAGUCCAGGCACACAACAACUUGGGACCAGGGUCAUUGUCAUAUGGUACCACUGAUCCACUUGACUGGUCACAAGACAUCGUAUUCCCGAUAAGUCGUCCGGCAUAUCUUGCCAACCCAGCAGAGGAACGCGCCAAAUAUGCUUAUGACCAAGACAAGACCAUGACACUCGUCAAGUUCAAGGGUGACAGUGGCGACAAGGGCUUUUUGAGCUUCUUCCCCGUCCAUGGAACUUCCUUGUACCAGAACAAUACGCUUGUCAGUACGGAUAACAAGGGAAUGGCUGCCUACCUCUACGAGAACUUUGUCGAGCCCAAUGCUGCUCCGGGCAAUACCUCGUUCGUUGCUGGUUUCGUGCAGGCUUCCUUGUCACUAACAAUAGUGGAGCCUACUGCCAGAGUCCUGGACAACCUUGGGAUGGGCAACAAUGUGAAUUCUACCACUCUACCUGUGGCAACAAUACACAAGUUCGUAGUCACCUCGCAAAAGCAUGAUAUAAGGAUAUCUCUAACCUUCCUAUCCUAG
This is a messenger RNA of Acaulospora colombiana, 732 nucleotides long. Lineage: Eukaryota; Fungi; Glomeromycota; Glomeromycetes; Diversisporales; Acaulosporaceae. The record is from the annotation of a GenBank genome assembly.